UGGUUCUGAUGGCACAAGGAAUGGCUUCCCUGCCAUGCGUGAUUUUGUAGAGAGAGUGGUGGAGAAACUCAAUGUGGGAGAAAACAAAGACCAUGUCUCUGUGGUCCAGUACAGCAGAGAACCAGAGGUCCAUUUCUAUCUGAACACAUAUACCACAGGGGAGGAUGUGGUGGACUCGGUCAGAGGGCUUAGACACAGAGGAGGAAGACCCCUAAACACCGGGGCAGCUCUCCAAUACGUCAGAGACAACGUCUUUACAAACUCCUCUGGGAGUAGACGCCUGCAGGGUGUCCCACAGAUAUUGAUCUUGCUAACUGGGGGAAGGUCUUUUGACAAUGUAGAUAGCCCAGCCUCAGCUCUCAAACAGCAGGGCAUUUAUGUGAUUGGCAUCGGAACUAGGACCUCAGAUGCUAGAGAGCUGCAGAAAAUAUCAUAUGAGCCCAGUUAUGCUCUGCCAGUGUCCGAGUUCACUGACCUUCCCAGUGUCCAAGAAAAGCUCUCUUCUGUAAUGAGCACAGUGAUAGUGAGGGCCACGCCCAUGACACCAACAGUGACCGUGGUCAGACCGCCAGCAGGAAAGGAUGUGGUGUUUUUGCUGGAUGGAUCUGAUACUACUAGAACUGGAUUCCCAGCUAUGAGAGACUUUGUCCAAAAACAAGUAGAGACACUCAGUGUGGAUGAUGGCAAAGACCGUGUGUCGGUUGUUCAGUACAGCAGCGAUCCAGCCGUCCAGUUCUAUCUGAACACUUACACCACAAAAAGAGAGGUCCUUGACAGUGUCAGAGGUUUGAGGCACAAAGGCGGACGACCCCUCAACACUGGAGCAGCUCUCCGGUACUUGAGGGAUAACGUCUUCACGGCCUCUGCCGGAAGCAGGCGGCCCGAAGGAGUUCCGCAGGUCCUAAUAUUGAUCACUGGUGGAAGAUCAUUUGACAGUAUUGAUGAACCGGCCUCUGCUCUCAAACAGCUGGGUGUCUUGACCAUUGCAAUUGGAACCCGAGGCUCUGACCCUAGAGAACUUCAGACCAUAACUGGCGAGCCCAGUCAUGCUGUAUCUGUGUCUGACUUCACUGACCUUCCCAAUGUUCAAGAACAGCUCUCCUCUGUAAUGAGCACAGUGCUAAUGAGGGUCACACCUUUGACCCCAACAGUGACUGUGGUCAGACAGCCAGCAGGAAAGGAUGUGGUGUUUUUGCUGGAUGGAUCUGAUGCUACUAGAACUGGAUUCCCAGCUAUGAGAGACUUUGUCCAAAAACAAGUAGAGACACUCAGUGUGGAUGAUGGCAAAGACCGUGUGUCGGUUGUUCAGUACAGCAGGAUCCAGCCGUCCAGUUCUAUCUGAACACUUACACCACAAAAAGAGAGGUCCUUGACAGUGUCAGAGGUUUGAGGCACAAAGGCGGACGACCCCUCAACACUGGAGCAGCUCUCCGGUACUUGAGGGAUAACGUCUUCACGGCCUCUGCCGGAAGCAGGCGUCCCGAAGGAGUUCCGCAGGUCCUAAUAUUGAUCACUGGUGGAAGAUCAUUUGACAGUAUUGAUGAACCAGCCUCUGCUCUCAAACAGCUGGGUGUCUUGACCAUUGCAAUUGGAACCCGAGGCUCUGACAGCACAGAACUUCAGACCAUAACUGGCGAGCCCAGUUAUGCUCUAUCUGUGUCUGAACUGACUGACCUAUCAAAGUGCAACAGCAAGUUGAGUCCUCUGUGGAAGCUGCAGUUAUUGAAGUCACCCCAGAAUUACCAACCGUAAUUGUUUCACGUGACAGAAAAGAUAUCGUAUUCCUUCUGGAUGGUUCUGAUGGCACAAGGAAUGGCUUCCCUGCCAUGCGUGAUUUUGUAGAGAGAGUGGUGGAGAAACUCAAUGUGGGAGAAAACAAAGACCAUGUCUCUGUGGUCCAGUACAGCAGAGAACCAGAGGUCCAUUUCUAUCUGAACACAUAUACCACAGGGGAGGAUGUGGUGGACUCGGUCAGAGGGCUUAGACACAGAGGAGGAAGACCCUAAACACCGGGGCAGCUCUCCAAUACGUCAGAGACAACGUCUUUACAAACUCCUCUGGGAGUAGACGCCUGCAGGGUGUCCCACAGAUAUUGAUCUUGCUAACUGGGGGAAGGUCUUUUGACAAUGUAGAUAGCCCAGCCUCAGCUCUCAAACAGCAGGGCAUUUAUGUGAUUGGCAUCGGAACUAGGACCUCAGAUGCUAGAGAGCUGCAGAAAAUAUCAUAUGAGCCCAGUUAUGCUCUGCCAGUGUCCGAGUUCACUGACCUUCCCAGUGUCCAAGAAAAGCUCUCUUCUGUAAUGAGCACAGUGAUAGUGAGGGCCACGCCCAUGACACCAACAGUGACCGUGGUCAGACCGCCAGCAGGAAAGGAUGUGGUGUUUUUGCUGGAUGGAUCUGAUACUACUAGAACUGGAUUCCCAGCUAUGAGAGACUUUGUCCAAAACAAGUAGAGACACUCAGUGUGGAUGAUGGCAAAGACCGUGUGUCGGUUGUUCAGUACAGCAGCGAUCCAGCCGUCCAGUUCUAUCUGAACACUUACACCACAAAAAGAGAGGUCCUUGACAGUGUCAGAGGUUUGAGGCACAAGGCGGACGACCCCUCAACACUGGAGCAGCUCUCCGGUACUUGAGGGAUAACGUCUUCACGGCCUCUGCCGGAAGCAGGCGGCCCGAAGGAGUUCCGCAGGUCCUAAUAUUGAUCACUGGUGGAAGAUCAUUUGACAGUAUUGAUGAACCGGCCUCUGCUCUCAAACAGCUGGGUGUCUUGACCAUUGCAAUUGGAACCCGAGGCUCUGACCCUAGAGAACUUCAGACCAUAACUGGCGAGCCCAGUCAUGCUGUAUCUGUGUCUGACUUCACUGACCUUCCCAAUGUUCAAGAACAGCUCUCCUCUGUAAUGAGCACAGUGCUAAUGAGGGUCACACCUUUGACCCCAACAGUGACUGUGGUCAGACAGCCAGCAGGAAAGGAUGUGGUGUUUUUGCUGGAUGGAUCUGAUGCUACUAGAACUGGAUUCCCAGCUAUGAGAGACUUUGUCCAAAAACAAGUAGAGACACUCAGUGUGGAUGAUGGCAAAGACCGUGUGUCGGUUGUUCAGUACAGCAGCGAUCCAGCCGUCCAGUUCUAUCUGAACACUUACACCACAAAAAGAGAGGUCCUUGACAGUGUCAGAGGUUUGAGGCACAAAGGCGGACGACCCCUCAACACUGGAGCAGCUCUCCGGUACUUGAGGGAUAACGUCUUCACGGCCUCUGCCGGAAGCAGGCGUCCCGAAGGAGUUCCGCAGGUCCUAAUAUUGAUCACUGGUGGAAGAUCAUUUGACAGUAUUGAUGAACCAGCCUCUGCUCUCAAACAGCUGGGUGUCUUGACCAUUGCAAUUGGAACCCGAGGCUCUGACAGCACAGAACUUCAGACCAUAACUGGCGAGCCCAGUUAUGCUCUAUCUGUGUCUGAACUGACUGACCUACCCAAAGUGCAACAGCAAGUUGAGUCCUCUGUGGAAGCUGCAGUUAUUGAAGUCACCCCAGAAUUACCAACCGUAAUUGUUUCACGUGACAGAAAAGAUAUCGUAUUCCUUCUGGAUGGUUCUGAUGGCACAAGGAAUGGCUUCCCUGCCAUGCGUGAUUUGUAGAGAGAGUGGUGGAGAAACUCAAUGUGGGAGAAAACAAAGACCAUGUCUCUGUGGUCCAGUACAGCAGAGAACCAGAGGUCCAUUUCUAUCUGAACACAUAUACCACAGGGGAGGAUGUGGUGGACUCGGUCAGAGGGCUUAGACACAGAGGAGGAAGACCCUAAACACCGGGGCAGCUCUCCAAUACGUCAGAGACAACGUCUUUACAAACUCCUCUGGGAGUAGACGCCUGCAGGGUGUCCCACAGAUAUUGAUCUUGCUAACUGGGGGAAGGUCUUUUGACAAUGUAGAUAGCCCAGCCUCAGCUCUCAAACAGCAGGGCAUUUAUGUGAUUGGCAUCGGAACUAGGACCUCAGAUGCUAGAGAGCUGCAGAAAAUAUCAUAUGAGCCCAGUUAUGCUCUGCCAGUGUCCGAGUUCACUGACCUUCCCAGUGUCCAAGA
Molecule: messenger RNA, 4073 nt
Organism: Oreochromis niloticus (Nile tilapia)
Lineage: Eukaryota; Metazoa; Chordata; Actinopteri; Cichliformes; Cichlidae
Product: collagen alpha-3(VI) chain-like
Exons: 7
Coding region: 35-1342 (435 amino acids)
Molecular function (GO): extracellular matrix structural constituent conferring tensile strength
Source: RefSeq, a predicted model, not a curated record